Molecule: messenger RNA, 1410 nt
Organism: Anopheles coustani
Lineage: Eukaryota; Metazoa; Arthropoda; Insecta; Diptera; Culicidae
Exons: 5
Coding region: 68-1351 (427 amino acids)
Molecular function (GO): oxidoreductase activity
Source: RefSeq, a predicted model, not a curated record
CGCCAAAAGCGUACGGCUGGCUCUGGUACCUACACCAAGAGCAUCGGGUGUCCGAACUUCCACAUCCAUGUACGAAGGCGCGGCAACGAUAACGACGCAAACGAUGGCUAGGGCGCGAUGCGUGCUCUUGGCGCAGAUUCACGGUGGUCGUCAGUCGAGUAACAUCGUAGUCCGGCCAUUGGAACGUGCCCUUGAAGAGAACAAUCGCCAUCGGAGAUCAGCAAACGUUGGUUCCCUCUACCACACACAACAACGUACGAUGAGUUCCACAGCGGCCAAGCAAGGUCUGGUUGCAGUGGAAGAAGCCAGACGCUUCAUGGUAGACUGUCUAGUCAAAGCCAAGACCCCAUUGGCCCACGCUAAGCAGCAGGCGGAUCUUCUGACGGAGGCCGAUUAUCGUGGUCACUUCAGUCACGGUAUGAACCGGCUGGAGAUGUACAUCAAUGAUCUGGCCAAAAACGCGUGCGAUGGUGCAGCGGAACCAACGAUCCUCAAGGAGACACCCGCCACUGCCUGGGUCGACGGUAACAAUGGGCUUGGGGCGGUAGUCGGAAACUUCUGCAUGGAUCUGGCGAUCAAGAAAGCGAAGGAAGUCGGUGUGGGAUGGGUUUGCGCGAAGCGUUCAAAUCAUUAUGGUAUUGCUGGAUGGUACACUAUGCGUGCCAUGAAUGCUGGUUGCAUUGGAAUGUCGAUGACGAAUACCUCUCCACUGGCGAGCCCAACUAGAAGCAAGGAGGCCGCCCUCGGCACCAACCCGAUUUCGGUCGGGGCUCCAGGAAAGGAUGGUGAUGGUUUCGUGUUGGAUAUGGCCACUACUGCAGUGGCUGUGGGAAAGAUUGAGAUGCAACGUCGCAAGAACGAACCGAUUCCAGUCGGCUGGGCUCAAGGUCCGGACGGUCAUCCUACCACGGAUGCCAGCGUUGCUUUCGAUACCGCCUGCCUGAUGCCUCUUGGUGGCACCGAACUCACAUCCGGAUACAAGGGCUACGGACUCGGCGCCAUGGUGGAGAUGUUCUGCGGCGUGCUGGCCGGUGCAAACUAUGCAACGAAAAUUCGCAAGUGGACGCAUGCCGGUGCCGACUCGGAGGCCGACUUGGGCCAGUGCUUUGUUGCCAUCAAUCCUGGCUGUUUUGCGCCAGGCUUCGAGGACCGGCUGUCCGAUAUGAAUGGCAUCCUUCGCAAUAUGCCGAUGACUGAUCCGAGCCAUCCCGUCCUAGUCGCUGGUGAUCCGGAGCGCAACCAUAUGAAAAUGGUCGACAGUGAGGGCGGUCUCGCUUACCAUGUAAACCAAAUCAAGACUUGUACCGAGCUUUCCGAACGCCUGGGAGUGAAACCGAUCGUGGUUGUCUAAACCACGUGGCAUUUAUAUCUGUCGAGACCACCUUUUCUCUCCAAACAUAUCAAUUUUGU